Molecule: messenger RNA, 9921 nt
Organism: Gallus gallus (chicken)
Lineage: Eukaryota; Metazoa; Chordata; Aves; Galliformes; Phasianidae
Gene: A2ML1
Product: alpha-2-macroglobulin-like 1
Exons: 39
Coding region: 5538-9647 (1369 amino acids)
Cellular component (GO): extracellular region
Molecular function (GO): endopeptidase inhibitor activity
Source: RefSeq, a predicted model, not a curated record
GGAGGGAACAGAGAAGAAAUUGAGAAAGCAAAGAAAGGAGAUGGAUAGAGACAGAAGAUUAUUGGCAUUGGCCAUAGUGCAGGAAACUGAAAGGGGGAUGAUGAGGGGAAAUAAAAAAAAAAAGGGGGGAUACAGAGGUAUAACAGCAAUGCUGGAACCAAGAAGAGAGAAAAAAGGCCAGAGAUCUCAGUACUAAAACCUUAUCAGUGUAGAAAAUGUUAGAGGUUUGGGCAUUGGUGAUGGGAUUGCCCACACACAAAAAAAAAAAAAAAAAAAAAAAACAGCUGCAAAGAUCCAGAGGAUCAGAACCGCAUCUCUCAAAAGCCAUAGAUACAAUCGCAAUAAAUAUGGAAUGAAGGGGACCAGAGAUGAGACCCCAGCCAAACUCCUAGUUACAAUAAGGCUAGGGAAUGAAGAUGUAAAAUUUCUUGUAGAUACAGGUGCAAUGUAUUCAGUUAUCAAUACAUGUAAGGGACAGUUAAGUGAUCAGACAACAUCAAUAAUUGGAGCCACCGGGAAAGCUGGAGUGCAGCCAUUCUUUCAUCCAUUAAAAUUGGAAAACUGUAUACAUACCAAUUUCAGUAUAUGCCUGAUUGCCCAGUGCCAUUAAUGGGGAGAGAUACUGUGAACAAACUUCAGGCCCAAAUCACAUUUGGUAAAGGACAAGUCAAAAUGCAUACUUCAGAAAAUAAAACUGUGGAGGCUUAAGUUCUUAUGUUACAGAGAUCAUUCCCUACUGACCAGACAGUACCAGAGGACUUGGAAAAUGCCGUAAUACUGUGGAUCGAAGCAUCAGAGACACCGAGACGACUGAGACAAGCUGAACCAGUAAAGUAAUGGUAACUAUCCAGCUGAAGCCAGGAGCAGCACCGGUAAGACGAAAUGUUCUUCAGAACUAUAGCGCCUAGAGCCUUUGGUACAGUAUUUUAACUUUCUAAACAGCCCCAUGAAGUCUUAAAAGGAGAAGUGGAAAACCUGGUGUGGACACUGGAAUGUGGAAGUCCUUCAGAGUCCUCAAGUUAGAAAGCCCCUGUUUAAAAGCUGUAGCAGUUAGAAUCUUGCUUAUACAGGAGGCCAGAAAAUUGACUUUGGGAAACAGAAUAACUUUGUAUAUUCCUCAUAUGGUUACUGCAGUACUGAAUCAAUCAAAAGAGAAGUUAUUGGUUAUCUCUGAGCAGGAUCAUGAAGUACCAAGUGGUCCUGAUAGAUCAAGAGGAAAUGAAAUUAAAGCUAUGAAAAUGUUUGUGGAUGGUAGCAGUUUUGUGCGAGAUAGCUUAAGAAGGCCAGGUAUGCUGUGACAACCAGAGAUGAAAUAACAGGUUGGAACUCUGGCACUACCACCUCAGCAGAGAAAGCAGAACUCACAGCCUUGUUAAGAGCACUGUUGUUAGCAAAAGGAAAAAGUGCCAAUAUUUGGGCAGACUUAAAAUUUGCAUUUGGGGUUGUGCAUAUGCAUGGUGCUGGAAAGAACAGAGGCUAUUAACCUCCCAGGGAACACCUGUGAAAUAUGGAGAAACAAUAAUAAAACUGCUAGACUAAAAGAAAUAGCUAUAAAACACUGCAAAACCCACCUGUCAAACAACAAUGAUAUCAAUACGGUCAACAACCGUGCAGAUACAGCUGCCAAAAAUGCAGCAGAAGGAGCUUUCCUCCAACUAAUACCCCCAAGAUAUCAAGGACUGUUUAAUGAACAUCCAAAGUACUAGACAGAAGAUGAAAAACCAGCUUCCUUGCUAAAAGCUGAGAAAAACAAAGCAGGAUGGUGGGCAACUCCAAACAACCAAGUAAUAGUUCCCCAACCAGUAAUGAGGAAAAUAGUAGAGGAUAAUAAUCAAACUGUGUGCUAGGGAUCAGAUGCCAUCAUCAGCAAUCUAAAGACUCAAAUUUUAAGUGUGUGAAUAGGAGAAAUUGUGAAAAACAUGGUGAAGUAUGCCUGAAAUGUAAUCCACAGUAUGCAAAAAGACCACCUCCUGCAGUUACAAGGAGAGGACACAGCCCAGGAAACUGUUGGCAGGUAGACUUUUCUGAGCUCCCACGACAACCUGGGUACAGGUACUUAAUGGUAUUGGUUGAUACUUUUUCAGGAUGACUGGAAGCUGAUCCCUGUCGCACCAAUGAAGCAAGAGAAGUACUAAAGGUUAUGCUAAAAAACAUUAUAUCUAGAUUUGGGGUACUAGUAGGGAUAUCAUCAGGUAGAGGUUCACAUUUUGUAGCUGAAAUUGUUCAAAACCUAGGAAGAAUCAUUGGAAUAGUAUGAGAUUUACAUACUCUGUAAAGGCUGCAGUCUAGUGGAAAGACAGAAAAAAUGAAUCAAACUUAAAAAAACAAAUUAGUAAAAUCUGUUAAGAAACUGACUUGAAAAGCCCUGAGGCUCAACCUCUCACUUUACUAUAUGUUCCGAUAAAACAACAUGCUAAAGAGAAAAUUAGUCCUUAUGAAAUGCAUGGAAGGCCAUUUCAGGUAUUGGUGGAUAAUAUUGAUGUAAACCAAUUAGGUGAACUGAAACUAAGAGAAUAUGUCAUCUCUUUGGGGAAAGCUCUAUUCACAGGUUUGUGGCUCUGGUGGCACCUCUGGAAGUCAUAGCACAUCCAUUCCAACUUGGGUAGUGGGUGUAUCUAUGGACUUGGAGCUCUGAACCACUGCGGGAGAAGUGAAAAGGACCAUAUCAAAUACUACUGACAAUGCACACUGCUACUAAGGUGGCAGGAGUAGACUCUUGAAUUCAUUACAGAAGAACAAAAAGUGCCCAGCCAACAGUGGCAAGUAGAACAGACUGCACUGAUGAAACUGAAAUUUUCACAUAAAAGAAUGCAACUUGUGAACAGGGAAAUGAAAAAUCAUAUUAUGAACUUGAAUGUAGUUAUGGAGAUAUAGUUACUUUUAGAGUAUAAUGUGAUUGUUUGUCUUAUAUUAACUGCAUUAAUUGCUCACUUAUAUUAAUUGUUUGGGGAAAAAAACCCACCUCUAUUGCAGUACUUAAAGGAUGUAUAUUGUUUGUCUAAAAUGAUAAUAAUUUUAGCAAUACUUAUUUAUGCUUAUCAAUUGAAUGCAUGGGAUCAAAAUAAGCACAUGAAGCUGAUGAAAAAGGUGGCUGAUGCUGACAAUUCUAGUUCUUAUUGGAUAUGCUCAGAAUUGCCAAAAUAUGAGACAAACCCAUUACAAGGAUUACCACUACCAAAACAGAGUUGGGAAACAGUACUUGUUAACAAAUCCAUAGAGUACUUUGCAGGUAAAUAUGAAGAGUCACAAACAUUUGUAGGAACCCAGCCUAUGAAUGAUACCAUUUGUCUGAUGGAUGACCAGUCAAAUAGGGAAGGCUCCAGUAGGAAAAUAUCCACACUAUAAAUGGACAGUACAAAUGACAAAUAAGUAUUUUGGAAAAAACAGGGAUAAAUAUUGGGUGUCAACUAAAGGAAAAGGGUGGUACUGGCUAUGUGGAGAUCGAACUUGGAAAGUAUUACCCCCAUAGUGGACUGGAACUUGUACCCCAGGAAUAGUAACAGCAAGGAUGAUAGUAACAAAUCAGUUAACUGUGGUAAUACAGGCCUGAGUACCCUCCAAAGUCAAGAGAGAAGUCCUUAAUCCACUAAUAGAAAGACCUAGUAGUUUUCACUCAUUCAUUGGGUGCUUACUUCCCUCUAUAGGAGAUGCGGAAUUGGAAAAGGGUAUAGCAAGCAUUUCAGCAGUCAUGGAACACCUCAAAAAUGAAACAUUAGAUGCCAUUAUUGCCCUGAAAGAAGAAGUCCAAAGCUUACUCAAGACUUGUGCCUGCUAGCUUGCUUCCUGCAGCGAAUACAAAGUUCUGAAACAAUCAGCCUGAUUGAUCAGGUGCUCUGCUGUUAGCAAUGAUAACAAUUGGAACAGAAGGCCACCAUGUGGAGUCAUGAGCCUCCUCAACUCAAAUGAAAAGACCUCAGGAAAGACUGGAGGAAGAAAUGAAGAAAAGAUAGAGGGUGAAAAAGAAAAAUUGAGGGAAUGGCUGAAGCGACAUACCAAGAAGAGACAAUUUUUUGCUGAAGAUGGACUCUAUCCCUUCAUCCAGAUUACUGAUAAAGAUGUUGAGUAAGACUGGGCCCUGUACUGACCUGUGGGGAACACCGCUAGUUACAGGCCUUCAACCAGACUCUAUGCUGUUCAUCACAACCCUCUGAGCUCUACCACUCAGCCAGUUCUCACUUUAUCUACUGUCCUCUCAUGUACUCCACACUUACUAAGUUUCAUUACAAGGAUGGUCUGGGAGACAGUGUCAAAAGCCUUGCUGAAGUCAAGGUACACAACAUCCACUGCUCUUCCCUCAUCUACCCAGCCAGUGAUGACAUAAUAGAAGGCUACCAUGUUGGCUGAGCAUGAUUUCCACUUGGGACAGAGGUGAGGCUGACUGCUGUUGCCCGGAUCCUCCUUCUUGCCCUUUAUGAAGACUGGAGUGACAUUGGCUAUCAUCCAGUCUUCAGGACUGGACAUUCUCCAAGACCUUUCAAAGAUGAUAGAGAGCAGUCUGGCAGUCACUUCUGCCAGCUUCCUCAGCACUCAUGGGUGCAUCCAUCAGGACCCAAGGAUAUGUGUCCAUUUUGCUUAGACAACCUCUGAUCAGCUCCUGCUCAACCAACGGUAAACCGUAUUUUCUCCAGACUCUCUUACCUCCAGGGUCUGGGAUUUCCUGUGAUUUUUCAGUUGUAUCAGUAAAGACUGAAGCAAAGAAGGUAUUCAUCAUCUCCAUCUUCUCAGCAUACCCUGUUAACAGGGCACCCACCUCAUUAAACAGCAGAACAAUAUCUUUCCUCGUCCUCCUUUUUCUGUUGACAUACUUAAAAAAAGCCAUACUUGUUCUUGACCUCUCAUGCCAGGUUUAUUUCUAAAUGUGCCUUAGCUUUCCUCAUUGUGUCCCUGCAGGCUCUGACAGUAUUGCUAUAUUCCUCCCAAGUGACCAGGACAUUUUUCCACAUUUUGUAAACUUUCUUCUUCUACUUGAGUUUAUCCAAGAACUCCUUGCUCAUGCAUGCAAAUCUCCUGCUAUUUUUGCUUGAUUUUUUACUCUUAGGCUGCACCAAUCUUGAGCUUGGAAGAAGUUGACCAAAACUCUUCUUAACAGUUGUAAUCCUCCCGAUGUCUACCUCUGACAAAUAAGCUGGUCUGCCAUGACCUCUUCUUUUCCUCCGUCCAUUUGUUUUAAGUGCUAAGCUGCCUUGUGAGUCUGACCAUGACAAUUUCAGGAUCAGUCACAUCUUUUCCUCUCACCAGGAAAUCCACUGGUAAAGCAAGUCAGUCAGCCCCAUAAGCCCCAGAUGUGAGACCUGUUCCAGAGUGAGUCCAACUUAAUUUGCUGUGUGUGAUUUGGGGACUCCUUGGGACCCAGUACUCCAGUCUGUGAGAGACAUUACUUGGUGGUGAUCCCUGCACAUCUCCGCUACCCAUCCAUUCAAGUUGCCUGCCUACAUAUCACCUGUUAUGAAGCAAAGAUUCAAGUAAAGCUGGUCCUGGAGCGCUUUGCAGGACAUGAUCUCUUAGUGCAAAAAAACAUCCAAAAGGAGAAGACUUUCAUGUGCACUAAGUUCUGGGUUGCACCUCCAGCUGAUGGCACAGAGGAGAUUGCCACUGUCAGACUGAUUAUUACAGGUCAAGGGGUCAAUAUUGAGGAGAAGAAAAAUGUCCUGAUCCACAAGGCAAACAGUGGCACCUUCAUUCAAAUGGACAAGCCCAUCUAUAAACCAGGGCAAACAGUGAAAUUUCGUAUUGUGACUCUGGAUGAGGACUUCAUUGCAUUUAAUGAUUCGAUUUCCGUGUUUCUCCAGGACCCCAAGAACAACCGGAUAGAGCAGUGGCUGAAUGUGGUGCCCCAAGAAGGCAUUGCAGAUCUGUCUUUCCAGCUAAGUGAUGAGCCUCUGCUGGGGACAUAUGUCAUCAAUGUAACCAACAGGAAAAUAUAUGACAGCUUCACCGUUGAGGAGUAUGUGCUGCCAAAAUUUGAAGUGAUCUUUGAGGCACCAGUGAAGAUUUAUGCACUAGAUAAAACUUUUCCACUUCGGGUAUGUGGCAGAUACACCUAUGGGAAAGCUGUCCAGGGGAUGGUUUAUGUGAGUCUUUGUCAGAAGAUAUCUCAGUUCUUGCCCAGUGCUUCGAAACCUGAUCUCUGUCAGGAAUUCUACAACCAGACAGACAAUAUGGGUUGCUUCUUCACAAAUGUGACACUAUCCUUCAGCCAAGACUUGAGGUACUAUCGGGACAGCAUAGUUGCAGAGGCCUCACUGUUGGAGGAUGGCACAGAGAUACAGGUCAAUGCUUCCCAUAAAUUACUCAUCUCCAAGAUUGGUGGAAUGGCCUUGUUUGAUGAUGUGAAUUCUUACUAUCACGCUGGAGAGAUGUACAGAGGGAAGAUCAAAGUCAUUGACUACAAAGGCAAGAUGCUGAAGUACAAAAAAGUCCUCCUUGUAGUAAGUUUUGGUGAGCAGCAGUUUCAGCAAAAGUACCUCACUGGGGACACUGGAACAGCUUCGUUUAGCCUAAACACAACUGCUUGGAACAGCACCUCAGUCUCCCUGGAGGCAAGUGUCCUGCAUCAAGAUAUGGAUAGAGAGCCAGGGACAGUUGAUUUGAAUUACAUGAGAGCCUCUCAUUUCAUACGUCCAUUCUACAGCACCAGCAGGAGUUUUCUCAGUAUUGUCCAUGUGCCAGAAAUGAUGCCCUGUGGUAAAAAGCAGGCUAUCCAGGUGGACUUCAGAAUUUACCAGGAAGACCUGGAACAUGGGCCCAAGCGUGUAAUUUUCUCCUACCUUGUCACGGGGAAAAGUGGAAUAGUCCAUGCAGGUCAGAAAACUGUUUGGGUUGGGCUGCCAAGAAUGCUGAAAGGCUUCUUCUCCAUCCCUGUUACCUUCAGUUCAGUCUAUGCUCCAACUUCAACACUUAUUGUUUAUGUUAUCUUCCCUAAUGGGAAAACCAUCGCAGAUUCUGCUGUCUUCAGUGUCUCCAUGUGUUUCAGAAAUAAGGCAGAGCUGAGCUUCUCAGUGCCCAAGAUUCUUCCUGGUUCAGAGGUUAAUCUCCACCUGCAGGCAGCACCUGGGUCUACAUGUGCUGUCUGGGCUGUGGAUCAGACUGUCUUUUUGCUGAAGCCAGAAAAAGAACUCAGCCACUCUAUGAUCUAUGGGCUCUUUCCAUCUAUUCCAUCUACAUACUCCGGGUAUCCUCAUCAAGUGUCUGAAGAUGACAAUUCAUGCGGGUUCCAAAAUUCUGAUCAGCCUGAUGUGUUUACAGCAUUCAGGGAAAUGGGAUUGAAAAUUAUGUCCAACACCAAUAUCAGGAAACCAAGACUGUGUCUAACUACUCAGUCAACAACCAUGAUGCAGGAAAGAGGGAUGUUCACUUCCAGGCCUAUGUUGAUGUUUGCUCAGCCCCAUAAGGAAUCUAACACAGGACAUCUGAUGACAUCUACCUAUCAGCCCACUAUGUUUUCACCUGUUUCUUCACCUGAGGAGAAAGUGCACAAGUAUUUCACAAAAACCUGGCUAUGGGAUUUGUAUUCUGUCGGUCCCAGUGGAAAACAGACUGUCACUGUCACUGUACCUAACACUAUCACAGGAUGGAAAGCUGGGAUGUUCUGCACAGGACAUAAUGGCUUCGGACUUGCUCCAACCUCCAGUCUGCUUGUUUUCAAGCCCUUUUCUGUGGAGCUCACACUUCCGUCUUCUGUGAUCCAGGGUGAGACCUUCAUCUUGAAGGCCACAGUCCUCAGCUACCUGCAACAAUGUAUGAAGAUCCAAGUGACUAUGGAGGAGUUCCCACAGUUCCAGCUGAAGUCAUGUGAGGGUUGUGUCUACAGCAGCUGCUUAUGUGCUGGAGAAGUAAGGACAUUUCUGUGGAGUGUCACAGCUGAGCGACUAGGGUUCACGAACAUCACUCUCAGCACAGAGGCCAUUGCCACCAAAGAGCUCUGUGGCAAAGAGAUACCAUUUGUCCCAAACCAAGGACAGAAAGAUACAAUCACCAAACUCCUUUUAGUCCGGCCAGAGGGAGUGCUAAUAGAAAAGGCUCACAGUUCCAUCCUGUGUCCCAAGAAAGGGAGUCCAGCAGAGGAGUCUGUGUCCUUAACGUUGCCUCCAAAUACGGUUGAAGGUUCAGUGAGAGCUACUGUCUCAGUCACUGGUGACCUCAUGGGGACAGCACUGCAAAACUUGGACCACCUGGUGCAGAUGCCCCAUGGCUGUGGGGAGCAGAACAUGGUACUGUUUGCCCCCAUUGUCUAUAUGCUGCAGUACCUGGAGAAGACAAGGCAGCUGACUCCUGAGAUUAAGGAGAGGGCAACAGGAUUCUUGCGCAAUGGGUAUCAGAUACAGCUGCAGUAUCAACAUCCUGAUGGUUCUUUCAGUGAAUUUGGUACCAAGGAUGAGUACGGUAAUACUUGGCUGACUGCAUUUGUGGUCAAAUGCUUUGCCCAAGCCAAGCCAUACAUUUUCCUGGACGACAGGAGCAUUCAAGCUGCUUUCAAUUGGCUGGAGUUCCACCAGCUUCCGAAUGGCUGCUUCAGGGAUGUGGGCCAACUUUUCCACACAGCCAUGAAAGGAGGUAUGGAUGGGGAAGUUCUCUUGGCUGCCUACAUCACUGCUGCAUACAUGGAGAGAGGAGAUACACCAGAGAGUACAGUGGUGCGCAAGGCUCUGGGGUGUAUCAUUCCUUCCCUUCCCAAAGCUACCAGCACUUACACACAGGCCCUGCUGGCCUACACCUUUGCCCUGGCUAAGGAUCCUCAGCGCACACAAGAGCUUCUUGACAUACUUGAUGAAAAGGCAAUCAGAGCAGGUGGGCAGAUCCAUUGGAGUCAGACCCCAUCCAAGGCACACAGCACUAGCCUUUGGUCACAGCCACUGUCUGUGGAUGUGGAGUUAACAGCUUAUGUCCUCCUGGCCCUGCUCUCCAAGCCAAAUGUCACAGAGGCUGACUUCACCAUAGCCUCUGGCAUUGUGGCGUGGCUCACCAGACAGCAAAAUGCCUAUGGAGGAUUUGCCUCAACCCAGGAUACGGUAGUUGCCCUGCAGGCCUUGGCUAAGUAUGCAGCGCUGACACACAACACAAAAGGGGUUGCAGAAGUGAGAGUGAGGUCCCAGAGAGGCUCUGGGAGGAAGUUCCAAGUUUCCUACCACAAUCGGCUUUUGGUGCAGGAGAUGGCACUGAGAGAAAUCCCAGGAAAGUUCUCAGUGCAGGCCCAUGGCAGCUGUUGUGUCUUUACCCGGACAGUGCUGAGAUACAACAUUCCCUUCCCUCAGGUUUCCAAGUCCUUUGCCUUACAAGUGAAAACCAAGCCAGACAAUUGCACUGAGGACGAUGCAUACUCUGUUACUCUUUAUGUCAAUGUCAGGUACACUGGGAAGAGAGCCAUUUCCAACAUGGUGAUUGUGGAAGUGUCCCUACUGUCUGGAUUUGUCCUGGCUGCAAGAUCUGGGAUGUCUCCACAUCAUUGGUAUCCUGUGAGAAGAACAGAGAAAACCCAAGCAGGUGUUGCCAUCUACUUGGACAAGCUGAGCCAUGUGUCUGAGACAUAUGUCCUGCAUCUAGAAAGGGAAAUUGAAGUGACCAACCUGAAGCCAGGACAAGUCAGAGUCUAUGACUACUACCAUCCAGAGGAGCAGGCCCUUGCUGAUUAUAAUGUUUCCUGCAUCUGAGGGACAUGGCCUGCUCUCUUAUUGUCCACUGUUUCGACCCACAGGAGUUCUACUAGUGGGACAUGCCCUAGGAUGGAAAUCACAGUUUGAUAUUGGUGCUGGGGAAGAUCUCAAAUUGCAUUUCAGGACUAAACCCAGCCCAUGCCAUGCUGCUCACCUUGACAGUCAUUUUUGGGUGUAUUCUUUUGGGUGUCUGAUUAAUUCUGAUCGUUAUAAUCCAGGGAUUUUCUUGCUUGUAAAAAGAAGGAAAAUAAAAUAUAAAUCAUAAAUCUGA